Micropterus dolomieu (smallmouth bass) is the source of this 839-nucleotide messenger RNA. RefSeq names its product TSR2 ribosome maturation factor (gene tsr2). The transcript has 5 exons. Gene Ontology annotation, cellular component: nucleus. NCBI's taxonomy places the organism in Eukaryota, Metazoa, Chordata, Actinopteri, Centrarchiformes, Centrarchidae. Bases 70 to 591 code for a protein of 173 amino acids. The record is from RefSeq and is a predicted model, not a curated record. Gene Ontology annotation, biological process: maturation of SSU-rRNA from tricistronic rRNA transcript (SSU-rRNA, 5.8S rRNA, LSU-rRNA).
GAUCAGCUGCUUCUGUCUGAUCCGGAUGCAUCUUUCUUCACUCGACUGCUUCUGUCUGUCAGAUCCAACAUGGCGGCCUCCACAGCUUCACGUGAGCUCUUCGCUGAGGGAGUCCGAGCGGUUCUUCACAGCUGGCCGGUUCUACAGAUCGCGGUGGAUAACGGGUUCGGAGGCGUGUACGGGCAGCAGAAAGCUGAUUGGAUGGUGGAUGUAGUCCAGCAGUAUUUUCAUGACAAUGCUGACCUGCAGCGGUGUGAGGUCGAGGACUUCAUCGCUCAACUAAUGGAUCAGGAGUUCGACACAGUGGUGGAUGAUGGGAGUUUACCUCAGGUGUCGGACAGUCUGCUGCAGGUGUUCGGUCAGUGGCAGCAGGGGGCGCUGCAGCAGCUCAAACACACCAUCACCACUCUGACACAGAAGAAGAGUCAGAGGGCAAAGGUCACGGCUCCACCCUCUCAGUCUGAUGAAGACAGUGAUGAUGAAACACAGGCAAUGGAGUGUGAGUCAGCCAGUCCAUCAGUCAGCAGGACAGAUCCUCCUCCUCCUCAGGAAGAAGACGACGGUUGGACAGUAGUCCGUAAGAAGAAGUGAAGAGAAGGUCGAACAGCAGUGUGAACUGUCGAACUGAAGCAGCUGUCCUUUGACCUUAAUGAUGGGACUGUGUGAGACACUGAAACUGACUGUUUUUAAUGGAAGCUGCUCUCUGCAGGCUGUCUGUGUUCGUCCUUGUGCUUCUGUGGCUAGAAAAAAAUGGACCUGAAAAAGGAGCGAGGACGGCGUCGUUAAACCAGAGUCACCUGGUUUCUGUGGUGGUUUUUAUAUUAAACCUGUUGAACCUG